AAAAAGUUAAAAUGACAUUAAAAUUUCAUAUUUUUUUUUAAUAAUUAUGACAGAAUUAGAGACAAUUGAGGUUCAAGCUCGGGAUCUUUUGUUACGUUGGAUUUAUAUACCUGAUAAUGAAACUCUUUCAUGGCAAUUGAAACCACAUAAAAAGUCAAUAAGAUAUGGAAUAUGUAAAAGAACUAAGGAAUUGAAUGUGUCUAUGCGAGGUGAAACAGAAUUGUGUUUAUUAGGAGCAAGUUCAUAUACAUCCCAUUGUCGUUUAUCAAAACAUCGUAAAUGUUGUAAGAAUAGGACGCUUAAGGAACGAUUAGAAAAAGCGGGAUUAACGGAAGUUGUUUCAUUUAUGCGAUGCAAGGCAAAUGUUUUAGAAAAAGGGACAUAUCAUGUGGGACCGAAUAAUGGAGGACAUUUUGCUCUUGUUUUUGAUAAUACAUUUUCUAAGCAGACGUCUAAGAUUAUUACAUAUGUUUUGAAUGCAUGUUUGAUGCCGCUUCAAGUUUUGUCGUUUCAAAAUACAUCACUACAGUCUAUAGUGGAAGUUGAUCCGUCAACGAUUUAUUCUGGUGUCUUAUUGAAAAAAAAGAGAAGCAGACUUCAAGGAUGGGCUCGGAGAUAUUUUACAUUGAAUAUAGCUACAGCCGUACUGUCAUAUACGGGAUCGUCGAGCCAAUCAAUUCUUCGAGGUAUUAUUCCUCUUUCAAUUGCAGCAGUUAGUGUCAAUCCAAAAUUAAGAUGCAUCAAUAUUGAUUCUGGAGCGGAAAUAUGGCAUCUUCGUGUAUUAUCAGAUAAAGAUUGGAUUGGCUGGUGCCGAGCUAUUGAAAAAGCCGCAAAAAAUUGCAAUAGUAAGCACAUAGAACAGCAAAGUAUUCUUGAUACAGAUACGAUUUUAUCUUCAAGUCAACAUGAAAGCUUAAAUCGUCAACUUUGGUCUAAAGUUGAAAAUCUUGUUAACAAGAUUGGUAUUCUUAAAGUUGAAAUAGACAAAAUGAUGCAGCAACGAAAUGACGAUACAAUGGGAUUUUUUGAUACUAAAGUUCAACAUGAUUCAUCAAAUAUAAAUGAUAUUAAUCAAAAUUCUACUUCUCUGGUAUCUUUAAAACGAAAAAAAAUUAUCCUGCCAUCAAGCAUAGAUGGACUAUCAUUUGAUAUGAAAUUGUCACCAUUUCAAAUUGAAUUAAUAAGUUCUGAACUUGGAAACAUCUCGAAUCAAUUUAAAUCACUAUUGUCAGAGCAUAAUGUUUUAAGCCAGCAUGCAUCAUAUAUAUCUGCAUUGAAAACGCCUGAAAUUUCUAUAGAUUUUAUUAGCUCACGAACUAGCAUGGAUACAACAUUUACAGGAGAGUCAUGGUUUGAUGCAGAAGAAAUACCGGAUAAUAUUAAACCAUAUUUGUUAAUUAAUAGCGAUUCUGAAGGUGCUAUUACUGAUGAAUUAACAGCAGACGAAGACGAUAAUAAAAUGUCUAAUAUAUCUCAAGUUUCUUCUAUUAGAAGAUUAUCACAUAACAAAAAUAUAGAGCGAAACAAAAGUAAACGGGUGUUAUAUCCUUUAACUUAUUCAGUCCAGGUUAAUCGAAGGGACAAUAUUCCUCCAAUUACAGUUUCACCUCCAAGUCUUUUUUCUUUUUUAAGGAAAAAUGUUGGAAAAGAUCUUUCUAGUAUCACUAUGCCUGUAAUAGCAAACGAGCCUUUAAAUCUUCUUCAAAGAGCAGCAGAAGAUUUAGAAUAUUCAGAAUUGAUUGAUCAAGCCAUUAACAAGCCCAAAAAAGAUGGAGAACGGAUUCUUUAUAUUGCUGCCUUUGCAAUUAGUUCAUUCUCUAACAUGCGUUGUAAGGAGCGUUUGAUUAGAAAGCCAUUUAGUCCUUUGUUAGGAGAGACUUUUGAGCUUGUUAGGGAAGAUAAAGGUUUUAGAUUUUUAGCGGAAAAGGUUUCUCAUCGACCUGUAGUAAUUGCGUGUCAUGCUGAAUCAACUUCUUGGACAUUUUCUCAUUCUCCUAAGCCGAAGCAACGUUUUUGGGGGAAGAGUGCUGAAUUGAUUACUGAUGGAUCUGUUCUUAUCAAGUUAAUCACGGGAGAUAUAUACAUAUAUCGAAAACCUGCUGUAUUUCUUCGAAAUGUUGCAUUUGGAGAAAAAUAUGUGGAGCCUUCUGGACAUAUGACUAUUUUAAAUAUUUCUACAGGCGAAAAGGCAGUAAUAUCAUUUAAACCAGGAAAAAUGUUUUCAGGACGGAGUGAAGAAUUAUUUGUUCAAGCAUAUAGCGGCUCUGGAACUCUUCAACCUUUGUCAAUUACAGGUUUUUGGACUCACUCAUUAGUCUUGAAAAGAACUGGUACAAAUUUCAAAGAAGUUAUAUGGAAUGUAGGUUCAUUAGUUGAGGAUCCCUCAUCUCAUUGCGGAUUUACUAAAUUUGCGGCUUCCCUCAACGAAAUAACAUCCAUGGAAGAAGGAUUAAUUCCAAAUACUGAUACUAGGCUAAGAAAAGAUCAAAGAAAUAGAGAAGAUGGGAAUAUAGAGGAAGCAGAAAAGAUAAAAUCUCAUCUAGAGGAAAAACAAAGGCAAAGAAGAAAGAAAAUGGAGUCAGAAAAUAUUGAAUGGAAACCUAGAUGGUUUGACCAAGCUAAAAAUCAAGACCCUUGUUGGAUUAUUAAAACAGGAAAUGAUAGUUAUUGGAUUCAACGAGAAAAGCAAACGUGGACAAAAAUACCAGAGCUCUGGUGA
This is a messenger RNA of Pneumocystis murina B123, 2719 nucleotides long. RefSeq lists its product as hypothetical. Gene Ontology annotation, biological process: exocytosis; endocytosis; maintenance of cell polarity. The transcript has 7 exons. The record is from RefSeq and is a predicted model, not a curated record. Gene Ontology annotation, cellular component: cytosol; intracellular membrane-bounded organelle; plasma membrane. NCBI's taxonomy places the organism in Eukaryota, Fungi, Ascomycota, Pneumocystomycetes, Pneumocystales, Pneumocystaceae. Gene Ontology annotation, molecular function: sterol binding. The coding region runs from base 47 to 2719 and encodes 890 amino acids.